AUGUCGCAGCGUCACGGUGUCGUCGACUCUGUGGGAAGCAAGGCCAGCGAGGUCGCCAUGGAGGACUUCAGCAAGGCAAGACUGCUCGUCAGUGAUGCUGCAAAGAGCGGCUCGUACAUGUACGUCUCAAGAAUUCUCGGCAUCGUGUACUUCUUUGGCCAUCGGGCCUUGUGGAGGCCAUUCUGGAGCAAGCUCGGCCCCACGCUGGGCCUGAGUGCCGGGGUCCUGGCCGGCAUGUUUGCUUUCGCCUACCUGCCCCAGCUGGCUGUCAUGGUCUUCGUCGACGGUCCCAUCGCAGUCCUGUCGACCGUCCUGCUCGUUCUCAAUGAAAGCUCCACCAUUGUCUCCAUGCUGUCCCGCACCUGGAUCCUGCAGGACGCCCUGCUCGACACGUUCGACGGGACGCUGGUGGCGAGAAAUUCCACCAACCUUGUCAAGAACGGCAGAGAGCUCAAAUCCGGCAGUGACCCUAUCGCCAAGCUGGGCAAGAUCCUCAAGAGCCCCUUUGACCGCUUCAGCCCCAAAGCCAUCAUCCGAUACCUGAUGUACCUGCCCUUCAACUUCAUCCCUGUUGUGGGCACCGCCGUCUUCAUCGGUCUACAAGGCCGGACACGUGGAAAGACUGUUCAUGAUCGAUAUUUCCAACUCAAGAGAUGGUCCUCUUCUCAAAGGUCAGAGUGGGUGCAGAAGAAUGUCGGUGCAUACACAGCCUUCGGCACUGUUGCUACGCUUCUGGAAAUGGUUCCCUUCGUGGGCAUCUUCUUCUCCUUCACAAAUACCGUCGGAGCCGCUCUGUGGGCUGCGGACAUCGAAGCCAAGAACACGUCUAUGAUGGAGACGACAGCACCUGAGCUGCGGGAAGCGGCUGAAAAUGCCGAGUGAGUGCCACCAGAGGUGCCGCAAUUCGAGGUUUUUGGGCUGCACGAUUAGUUCAGGUGCCACAGUAUAAACGAGAGACACGGCUGCAGGUUUGACAGGUUGCUUGUGUGACAGCAGAAAACGAACCUUUCGAUACUCGUUUAUUUGAAGAGCAAUACAAAGCCUUUUGACC
Messenger RNA from Cryphonectria parasitica EP155, 1051 nucleotides. RefSeq lists its product as uncharacterized. NCBI's taxonomy places the organism in Eukaryota, Fungi, Ascomycota, Sordariomycetes, Diaporthales, Cryphonectriaceae. The record is from RefSeq and is a predicted model, not a curated record. Gene Ontology annotation, cellular component: lipid droplet; prospore membrane; ascospore wall. The transcript has 7 exons. The coding region runs from base 1 to 882 and encodes 293 amino acids.